This is a messenger RNA of Ornithorhynchus anatinus (platypus), 3331 nucleotides long. RefSeq names its product mex-3 RNA binding family member B (gene MEX3B). The record is from RefSeq and is a predicted model, not a curated record. Gene Ontology annotation, molecular function: RNA binding. The transcript is spliced from 2 exons. NCBI's taxonomy places the organism in Eukaryota, Metazoa, Chordata, Mammalia, Monotremata, Ornithorhynchidae. Bases 1 to 1878 code for a protein of 625 amino acids.
AUGCCCGGCUCCCUCUUCGCCGAGCUGGAGCGCGGCGGCGGCGGCGGCGGGGCGGGGGCGGGGACGGGGGUCUGCGGCGGGGCGGGGGUCUGCGGCGGGGGUCCCAGCCUGGACGAGCAGCGGGCGCUGCAGAUGGCGCUGGACCAGCUGUCGCUGCUCGGGCUGGACGCGGACGAGCCGGGCCCGGGGCCGGAGCCCGAGCCGGAGCCCGAGCCCCGCAGGAAGAGCGUCAACAUGACCGAGUGCGUCCCCGUGCCCAGCUCCGAGCACGUCGCCGAGAUCGUGGGGAGGCAAGGCUGCAAGAUCAAGGCCUUGCGGGCGAAGACCAACACGUACAUCAAGACCCCGGUGCGCGGGGAGGAGCCGGUGUUCGUGGUGACCGGGCGCAAGGAGGACGUGGCCAUGGCCCGGCGGGAGAUCAUCUCGGCGGCCGAGCACUUUUCCCUCAUCCGCGCGUCCCGGACCAAGGCGGGCGCGCUGGGUGGGGGCGGCGGCGGGGGUGGCGUGGGCGGUGGGGGCGGGGUGGGCGGUGGGGCUGCCCCGGGGCCGCCCGCCCUGCCGGGCCAGACGACUAUCCAGGUGCGCGUGCCGUACCGUGUGGUGGGGCUGGUGGUGGGGCCCAAGGGGGCGACCAUCAAGCGCAUCCAGCAGCAGACGCACACGUACAUCGUCACGCCGAGCCGUGACAAGGAGCCGGUGUUUGAGGUGACGGGCAUGCCAGAGAACGUGGACCGCGCCCGCGACGAGAUCGAGGCCCACAUCGCCUUGCGCACCGGCGGCCUGGUGGAGCUCAGCGACGACAACGACUUCCACGCCAACGGCACCGACGUGGGCUUCGACCUCCUGCACCACGGGCCCGGGACCCCCGCUGGCCUCUGGAGCAAGCCCACCCCCGGCCCGCCCCCCGCCCCAGGCCCGCCCCCGGCCCCGGCCCGCAAGCCCUUCGCCGGCUACCGCCACGACAGCUCCGGCUCGCUGGGCGGCGCCUCCACGGACUCGUACUUCGGGGGCGCGGUCGCCACCUCGCGCCUGGGCAGCUACAGCCCCCCGAGCCCCGCCCUGGCCUUCGCCCCCAACGCCAACGGCUUUGGGGUCGGCGGGGAGGCCGGCAGCGGGGGCGGCGCCCCCUCCCCAGACUGCGGCUGUGUGGCCGACCUGCCCGCCUUUGACCCUGCCCCCGCCCCGCCACCCGGGGUGCCCCUGCUCUGGCCUCAUCAGUUCGAGCGGCCCCCCGGCGGGAUCCCCGCGGGCCCGGCCUGCCCCUCGUCUUCGUCAUCGUCCUCCUCAUCGUCGUCCUCCUCGUCGUCCUGCUCCUCUUCGGCCUCGUCCUCUUCCUCCCCGUCCUCCGUGGUCUUCCCGGGCGGGGGCUGUGCCGCGCCCCCCCAUGCCAACCUGGGGCUCCUGGUUCACCGCCGUCUGCAUCCGGCCGCCGCCCCCGGCUGCCCACGUCUGUCCCCUCCCCCACCGCCCCCUCCUCCGCUGCCCCCGCCGCCCCCCGGGGGCCUGGGCCCGGACCACCCUCUGGCCCGGCGGGUGCGGAGCGACCCGGGCGGGGGCUGCCUGGGUGGCUACCCGGUUUACGCCAGCGGGCCAGGCGGGCCCCCGCCCGGCCUGCCGCCCUCCGACUCGUCCUCGUCAUCCUCCUCCUCCUCCUCCUCCUCGUCGUCCUCGUCCAGCUCCUCAUCUGGCUCCGGCCUGCGGCGGCAGGGCAGCCGCGACUGCUCCGUCUGCUUCGAGAGCGAGGUCAUUGCGGCUCUGGUGCCCUGCGGGCACAACCUGUUCUGCAUGGAGUGCGCCAACCGCAUCUGCGAGCGCAGCGAGCCCGAGUGUCCCGUCUGCCACGCCGCUGUCACCCAGGCCAUCCGCAUCUUCUCUUGAGGCAGCCCCGGGCACCGUCGGAGGCCGCUCCCACGCUCCCGGGAACAGCGGGGCUCGGACUCGCCGGGCCGGUCCGGUCCGGCCGUUGGCCACCGCCUGAAAACCCGGGGGCUGGAAGAGCCGGGGGGGAGGGGGAGGGGACAUGACCGUCGCCAGGGAGCUUCGGUGCCGUCGAAAAUGCAUGCGAUAUAUGGUGAAUUUUUGCCAGUGACUCCAUCUUUAGUAAUAGUAGUUUUUACACUGUACCUUUCCGAUACGAAACUUCCAAAAGCAGAGAUCUCACAACCUUCUUCUUUCCUCUGAAAAGUUAGGAUCCCCCCCACCACCCCAACCGCCCCAACCACCACUACUCUCCCCCCUCCGGGAUAACGACGAUGUCGAGGACGAUAUUGAUGAAUAAUAAUGAUGUUGAAGAUGAUGAUGAUAAUAAUAGCGGAUGAUGAUGAUAAUAAUAAUAAGGGUGCGUAUAGGAUGCUUGGACUGUGAGUCCGCUCUCCCGCCCCGGCUCUCCAGGGUCGCUCUUCGUGAGAGGCCAGAGCGGUGGGUGGGAUAAUUUCCUGAAUGUUUCCGGACGGGUCAGGAGUUCCUGUGAAACCAUGAUACUGCAGCUUUAUCAAAGUUAAAGAAACUGUAACAUAUCUCUUAUAUAUAUUGAAAAGCGUUUAAAAGGUUUUAAAGAGAAAUUGCAUUAAUACAGAUUGAAGUAUUUUAUUCUUUUUUGACUUGAAAAAUUAUAUUUCAUAUUGCAAAGAUGUUUACAAGUAUUUUAAUUUAAGUUCAGUGAACUUUUUUGUAGCUGGGUUAAAUCUUUUUUAUUUUAGUAUGGCCUCAUGGCCAAGAACACUGUAUUAUUUUAAUAUCACACAAUUGUGGGCAGAAUUACCAUCCAUAAAAUGUGUAAUUCUUUGAACAGUAUUCUGUUGGGAUGGAGAUUUUUUAUAGUUUCGGAAAAAAAAUCUUUUAAAACCGCUUCACCCGGCGUAUUUUCUAUUCCGUGAUAUAAAGCCUAUUUUAUUCUAUAUUAUUACGAAAACGGAAAUGUAUAAACCUAUGUCAAAAGGAACUGUUGAGCUUUCUAACAUUUGUAUAAAUAGAAUUCAGUGAAAGUUACAGAAAUUCCGUUGCAGCACUAUAGUUUUAGAAUUUCUAUUUUAAUACAUUUGUUUACCACUUGUUUCUGUAUAUGUAGGUGACGUUACUUGAGCUUAAAUGUACUUUACUGAGCAAAGUUUAAAAAAAAAACAAAGUAUAUUUUAUUUUAUGAUAAAGGGCCUUUAACUUCACGGUCAAAUACUAAUAUUAUAUUUGCUGAGACAAGAUUUGAAAUUGUAUCAAGAGUUUUAUUUUUCUGACAUUUAAAGUUCUACAUAAUAAAGGUAAAACUUAAGUAAUGGUGCUACUUCAUGUUUUUUUAAGUAUUUCUAUAUAAAUAAAAUAUUCCAGAAAGCUGACA